Molecule: messenger RNA, 2114 nt
Organism: Hypoxylon trugodes
Lineage: Eukaryota; Fungi; Ascomycota; Sordariomycetes; Xylariales; Hypoxylaceae
Product: concanavalin A-like lectin/glucanase domain-containing protein
Exons: 3
Coding region: 162-2114 (650 amino acids)
Biological process (GO): carbohydrate metabolic process; fungal-type cell wall organization
Cellular component (GO): fungal-type cell wall
Molecular function (GO): hydrolase activity, hydrolyzing O-glycosyl compounds; glycosyltransferase activity
Source: RefSeq, a predicted model, not a curated record
UGCUUACGAGUUAAGGAGUAAAUGUACAAUGCCGCUUUAUUCCUCGAGUCACUAAUAUGACUAAGGGUAGUUCUCUAGUGAUAAAUGCUUCAGGGAAAUUUUCUAACCCACUAUAACAUUCAUUUUCAAAUUAUUAUAGACCAUUUUUGUAGGUCAUUAAAAUGCCAAAAGGAGGAAUUAUUGGUUUACUCACGGCAUUGGGUCUUACGGCCCAAUUUGCCAACGGUCAGCUCGAACCAGACUGCAAUCCACUUCAUACAGACUGCCAACCGAAGAAAGCUUGGCCACAAGAUAAUUAUUAUAUCGAUUUUACGAAGCAAACAAGUCUCCCACCUGACUGGGCCGUUGCGAACCAUGAAGCUAUCAGUUUUACUUCGGAUGGAGCCGAGUUCUCGUAUGCGAAGCAAGGCGAUGCGCCGAACAUGUGGACUGACUUCUACGUGCUUGGCGGUCGUUAUGAUGUUGAGAUGAAGAUCGCUCCCGGUCAAGGUGUGAUCAGUAGCGCUGUGCUAUGGUCAGACGCUCAAGACGAGAUCGAUUACGAAUUUUCGGGAAAUCAGUUCGGCCAAACCCCUUUCCCGCCCAAGGACGGAAUGUGGGCGGUUGAGACCAACGUCUUCGCACAGGGGAAGAUGUGGGAUGGCGCGGCUACCUACCAGAAAGACGCAUAUAAGCCUACAGAGCAAUUCCACAAAUAUUCCGUGGAUUGGGAUGAAACUCAUAUGAGCUGGUACGUAGACGAUAAGGUUGUCCGUAGUAUCUCAGCCAAGGACACUCCCAACGGUUUCACUUUUCCCCAGUCUCCGAUGAAGCUUCAGCUUGGUGUAUGGGGAGGCGGGGAUGCUUCCAACAGCAAGUUGACUGUUGAAUGGGCUGGUGGUGAAAUCGACACGAAGAAUGCUCCUUAUACUAUGUAUGUAAGGAGUGUCAACAUUACCAACAAGUAUCCGGCUUGUCAAUAUAAGUAUCAGGAUAAGACUGGGAAGAUCGACUCUAUUCAGAAGAUCACGGAUGGUUGCCAACAUUCUAAUCCGAUGAAGGUCGUAAAGAAGGACCCGGGUGCUGAUGACUACCCUAUGAGUGCACCAAGUUCAGCUGCAAGCGAAGCCGAAUCAGCUACCGUCGCAAACCCACCCCCGUCUUCUGCUGCUGAUGCUUCCACAUACGAAGCCAGUUCGCCUUCCGAGAACAAGCCUUCUACUUCAUCCGGCGAAACCUUCGAAACAUACCCGGCCAACCCACCCCCUAGUAGCCAUGUUACCAGCUCUUCGGCUGACGAGUAUCCUACGUCGAAGGAUAGCCCGCCUGCUACAAGCCACUCAUCCACUUCCGAGGAAGGAUACCCUACGAGUAAACCCGAAGCUGCUUCCACUAGCCACUCGUCUACGUCCGAGGAAGCGUAUCCCACCAGUAAACCGGAAUCGGUCUCUGUCAGCCACUCAUCUUCAUCUGAGGAAGUCUAUCCCACAAGUGGCCCAGCAUCUGCGAGCGACCAUUCAUCUAGUUCCGCUCCCGAGGGCUAUCCCACGUCUCAUGCCGAGUCAUCGUCAUCGGCUACUGCGCAUUCAUCUUCACUCGCUGAGUCUCAUUCCACAUACCCAGCCGCGAGCGUACCAGCAGCUAGUGAGUCGAGCGCCUCGUCGGUUGAAUCGCAUUCGUCAGUUGCCAGUGGACCUGUCUCGUCGCCUUCGGCUUCUCAAUCGGAGAAGAGCUCUGCGACUUCCUCGGCAGAGGCUUCAGCGUCGGAGACUCCUAGCGGUUACCCCGUCAGCUCGCCCGAAAUCAGUACCCAUUCCGCUGCCUCAUCAAGUGGUAACGAAUAUCCAACAAGCUCGCCGGAAAGCAGUAGCCAUGCGGUUACCUCGUCUAGUGGUAGUGAAUACCCAGUCAGUUCCCCAACUAGCAGCCGUGGAAUUUUGAGCAGUUUGAGCUCUCUCCUGCUUGGUACCACCACCAGUAGUGCAUUGGCUGAGUCUAGCUCUGUGCCGGGCUCCACAGUUCAAGUGCUGAGGCCGUCAGCUCCAGCGUUUCUUCGGCUUCGCAAGGACCUGGCUCUAGCCAUCCGGCCUCAUCUGCUUUGGAGUCUAAGACAGAAUCUGGUUCCUCAAGCUUAG